This is a messenger RNA of Manihot esculenta (cassava), 1114 nucleotides long. RefSeq names its product 40S ribosomal protein S3a. Gene Ontology annotation, biological process: translation. Gene Ontology annotation, molecular function: structural constituent of ribosome. The record is from RefSeq and is a predicted model, not a curated record. Lineage: Eukaryota; Viridiplantae; Streptophyta; Magnoliopsida; Malpighiales; Euphorbiaceae. The transcript has 7 exons. Gene Ontology annotation, cellular component: cytosol; ribosome. The coding region runs from base 148 to 933 and encodes 261 amino acids.
GCACAAGGUUCAUUCCGCUGAUAACUAUUUAAAUCACACCCUAAAUUAGGGUUUUGAGUCUGCCAAGGGUUUGCGCUUAGAGCCGUCCUCGUUUUACUCCUCUUCUGCAGCUAAAGCUCAGCCCUUAGCUCUUCACCUCCACCAACCAUGGCCGUCGGGAAGAACAAGAGAAUUUCAAAGGGAAAGAAAGGAGGCAAGAAGAAGGCAGCGGAUCCCUUUGCAAAGAAGGACUGGUACGAUAUUAAAGCUCCAUCUGUGUUCCAAGUGAAGAAUGUGGGCAAGACUCUUGUUACUCGUACGCAGGGUACUAAGAUUGCUUCUGAAGGACUCAAACACCGUGUGUUUGAGAUCUCCCUAGCUGACCUUCAGGGUGAUGAAGAUCAUGCUUACAGAAAGAUCCGGUUGAGAGCCGAAGAUGUUCAAGGGAGGAAUGUUUUGACAAAUUUCUGGGGAAUGGAUUUUACAACAGACAAGUUGAGGUCUUUGGUGAGGAAGUGGCAAACCUUGAUUGAAGCUCAUGUGGAUGUGAAGACAACUGAUAAUUACACUUUGAGGAUGUUCUGCAUUGGGUUUACAAAGAGACGACCCAACCAGGUGAAGAGGACUUGUUAUGCACAAUCCAGUCAGAUAAGACAGAUCCGUAGGAAAAUGAGGGAGAUCAUGAUAGCCCAAGCGUCGUCUUCUGAUCUCAAGGAUUUGGUCCGAAAGUUCAUUCCUGAGAUAAUUGGCAAGGAAAUUGAGAAGGCAACUUCAAGUAUCUACCCAUUACAGAAUGUCUUCAUUCGGAAAGUAAAGAUUUUGAAAGCUCCAAAAUUUGAUCUUGGAAAACUGAUGGAGGUUCACGGUGAUUAUUCAGAGGAUGUAGGUGUGAAGUUGGAAAGGCCAGCAGAUGAAACAAUGGCUGAGGCCCCAGCUGAAGCUGCUGCUGUAUGAGCUUGAAAAUUUUUUUGUUUUUGCUAUUUAUUUACUGUUGAUCUCCUUUUAUCAAAUUGCAGACAAUGUUUUAAAUUGCUGCUCGUUUUUGUUUAGCAUAUUUUGAUUGAACUGAUUCAGAAUGGUUCUUUGGAGGACCUAUUUUGGCAUAAUCAAAGAUUCUGUUGCCGUGUUGCCCAAA